This is a messenger RNA of Dendronephthya gigantea, 1073 nucleotides long. Its product is annotated as CRAL-TRIO domain-containing protein C589.09, mitochondrial-like. The record is from RefSeq and is a predicted model, not a curated record. NCBI's taxonomy places the organism in Eukaryota, Metazoa, Cnidaria, Anthozoa, Malacalcyonacea, Nephtheidae. Bases 197 to 913 code for a protein of 238 amino acids. The transcript is spliced from 7 exons.
UCACCAAAACAAAGUUUUUUUUAUUAAAAGAAUUCUUCUGGAAAGAAAUUGAAAUACUUAAAUCAGUUAUGUCAAGAAUGUAAAACGUUUACACGGAAAACGACCUUUUAGAAAUGGUCUUGCUGUAUCUGGGUAAUCGUAUUAUUUAUAUAUUGACCUGUCAAGUCACUAUGAUUUCCUGAAGUAUGAAGUAUGCAUGAUGGCUACCAGUGAUGGCAGUGAUGUAUUUAGCGUGUCUCCUGCUACUUAUAAGGAAGAGGAUUUUAUUGAGUUGAAAGAAAGAAUGCAGUUACUGUUUAAUGCAGAUCCUAGCCAGCUUCAAACAGAUGCCUGUCUUAAACGAUUUUUAAAAGCAUUUUUGACAGUUGAAGAUGCUUUUGAAGGUCUUGUGAAAUAUGUAAAAUGGCGUAAAGAAUAUGGUGUAGAGACCUUGAAUUCCACUCAUCCUGAUAUCCAAAGUGAAUUAUCAACUGGAAAAGUUUUGCUACCAGGCUUCAUGGAUAAGGCUGGAAGACCAACUGUUCUGGCUUAUGCCAGACUUCAUGACGCAUCCACACGGGAUUUAGACCAAUUAACGAGAUUUACAGUUUAUAUAAUUGAAACUGCAACAGCCAAAUGUGACGAGAGUGUAAUUGAUAACAUUUGUUUCCUAUUUGACUUGAAGGAAUUUAGCUUAAACAAUAUGGAUUAUGGCUUUGUGAAACAACUAAUCUGGUUACUUUCACGACGCUAUCCCGAAAGACUAGGAAAGUGCUUGAUACUUAAUGCACCAUUUAUUUUCUCGGGGUGUUGGCUUGUCAUUAAAUUAUGGUUAAACGAGGUGACAAGAUCAAAAAUAAUAUUUAUUAGGGAUAAGAACCAUCUUGAAGAAUACAUUGAUCAAGAAUACAUCCCAUCGUCUCUGUUCUCGUGACAAAAUUGCACGGAGCGUAAUUAUACUUUUAAUUAAAUAUUUUAUUUAAAAUAGUCCUAUUUAUUAAUAUUCUAGCUGUCAAAACAGUUUAUAGGUAUAUUUAUUACUCUAACGUAUUUAUGCUUGUGAAAGUAUAUGAGAAAUAAAUUUUUGUAAUUCA